This is a messenger RNA of Photinus pyralis (common eastern firefly), 7220 nucleotides long. Its product is annotated as diacylglycerol kinase eta. The record is from RefSeq and is a predicted model, not a curated record. Bases 130 to 4914 code for a protein of 1594 amino acids. The transcript is spliced from 12 exons. Lineage: Eukaryota; Metazoa; Arthropoda; Insecta; Coleoptera; Lampyridae. Gene Ontology annotation, molecular function: ATP-dependent diacylglycerol kinase activity; protein binding. Gene Ontology annotation, biological process: intracellular signal transduction; diacylglycerol metabolic process; lipid phosphorylation.
GUGAUAUUCGAUGAAAUCGAACUCACCGACCUGUGCCUAGCCGAGUGCUCUAUUAAAAACGUUAACCAUAGCUUCCAGGUGAUAACUCCAUUUCGUUCGUUGGUGCUUUGUGCCGAAUCGCGUAGGGAAAUGGAGGAAUGGCUCGCCGCACUCACUGCCGCUUCGCAACGUCGCUUUCACGAGCCGGAUCAGCCGGAUUUUUUAUCCGGCUAUCACCAUUGGUAUGCCACCUCCCACGCACGCCCUACGUAUUGUAACGUAUGUAGAGAAGCACUGCACGGCGUAACUAGUCACGGAUUAAGCUGCGAAGUAUGCAAAUGCAAGGUUCAUAAGAGAUGUGCUGCGAAAGCAAUCAACAACUGCAAGUGGACCACACUGUCGUCGGUAGGGAAAGAUAUAAUCGAAGAAGCAGAUGGGAAUAUCACAAUGCCACACCAGUGGAUGGAAGGAAAUUUACCAGUGUCAGCCAAAUGUAUAGUGUGUGAUAAAACCUGCGGAUCUGUUUUGAGACUACAAGACUGGAGGUGCUUAUGGUGUCGGGCAACCGUGCAUACGCAAUGCAGACCUACCCUAGCUUCCACGUGCCCAUUAGGUCCCGCUAGAGUUAGUGUAGUUCCACCUACGUCGUUACAUUCUGUGUCGGAUGAAGCGUGGGAAGUAGUACGACCUCAAGCCUCCUCCCCGCUAUUAGUUUUCGUUAAUUCCAAAUCGGGUGAUAAUCAAGGUGUAAAGUUUUUACGUCGUUUUAAACAAUUAUUAAAUCCUGCACAAGUUUUUGAUCUCAUUUCAACGGGGCCAAGAUUGGGUUUACGACUUUUUAGACAUUUCGAUCCAUUCCGUAUAUUAGUUUGUAGUGGAGAUGGUUCAGUAGGUUGGGUGUUAUCCGAAAUAGAUAAGUUAGAUAUGCAUAAACAAUGCCAAGUCGCCGUCUUACCAUUAGGAACCGGAAACGAUUUAGCACGAGUACUUGGUUGGGGAUCAUCUUGCGACGAUGAUACCCAUCUACCGCAACUUUUAGAGAAAUACGAGAAGGCUAGUACAAAGAUAUUGGAUCGUUGGAGCGUUAUGACGUUUGAACGCACAAUCGCCAUGCCUAAAUUAUCCUUAGAUAUGACUCAACCGGAAGGUCAAUUGCAUAGCCAAAUAUCUCAGUACGAAGACAAUUUAAUUCUACACUUACAAAACAUUUUACAAUCAGAUGAUACAUCGACGGUGUUAAAUUCGGCGAAAAGGCUUUGCGAAACCGUAAAAGACUUUGCAACUCAAGUAUCGGAAAGCUCCUUGAUCAAGGGGGACGAGCAGUUAAGCAAAAAAUGUGAUAUUUUACAACAAAAACUAGAACAGUUAUUACAAACCUUAACGAGCGAACAAUUAGAUAUUACUAGAUUAGAGCUUGAUGACGAUCCGCAGAAGACUUCGAAGGACGACACCGAAAGCGAAAUAUCCUUUGACAAGGCAAAGGUGGAAAAGGAACUGAGCAAUUUCAACUUUCGUAAGCACAGGCGAACUUCAAGAUUUGUGGAACGCGAAAAAGAGGCACUUUUGAUGAGGGCAAACAGCUUAAAACGUGCAAUACGAAGUUUAGUGGAACACACCGAGCAAGCAGUUGACGAACAAAAUAAGCAAACUCUACUGACAACUACAAGUAUCGAAGUUUCAGUCACGAGCGAGCUUGAUAAGACAGAUAAUGGGAAUAAGAUGGAUUGUUUGAAAGUUUUGUCAACUAUCGAAUCGGCCUCAAGUUCGGAAGUGAGUUUGUGUCCCACGCCGUCAAGCCAGACCUCGUCAAUUAUAACAACACGUUUGGCGACGCUUUCGCCUAUGCCUGAUUUCCGACGAGAUUCCACGUGUGACGAUCCGGAGUUAAUGCAAACUUUACCCGUUCCUCCCGACUUUGCAGAUAGCAGACGUGCCAGUCAAGUACAUCAAAGCUCAGAAUCAGAUAUGACAACAGCAACAUUAAUAGCCACUUGUUCCACUCUUGCAACAAUCCAAGACACAAUCAACGAUUCCAGAUUAACCAAAAUUUUAGAAGUAGAAACGGUACAACAAAUUAAAAAAUAUGAAAAACAACGACGCGAUAGUACAAAAUCUUAUGAACUGAAGGAGCACGACCAUGAACAUAAAGUAUCGGACGACGACAAGGAGUGCGGUAGCAUAAUUUCGACAGAAGAAAUGCCUUCCGAGGUGGUAGAAUCGAAAUCGUUCUGUCCGCGAAAGGGCAGCGAUGGGGAAGACGUAAAUGGGCACAUCUACCAUAUAGACUCACCAGAAACCGACACGUAUCCAAACUCAGAGGCCUUGCACGGAGAAUCUUUGCUGGAAGACAUGAGCUCCGUGUUAGGUCAGGACUUUUGCGGAUUGGACCAAGACAGCAUAGAAAAUAGUUACACGGACGAUACUACACUUUUCAAUAGCGACCUGAGCGAUUUGAAACUCGACAAACAAAUAGAAAGGAAGAAGAGUUUAAAACGUAAUUCUAUCGACAAAAUGCGACGAACUUCUAUAACUAAAAUUGACGAAGAAUUUGGUUUCGAAAAUCGAGCUUUCACGACUCAAAAUAUGUUGUUGGAUAAUCGAUACGAAACUGAACCGGUGAAAUACUGCAGCUUAGCACAAUUUGAAGGUAACGACAUAUCGAGAAGGUCGUUCAAAAAAGUCAGAACAACAUCGAAAGUUUCAAAGACCGAGGCAAACGUUAAUCGACAGAGUACCCUAACCGAAGAAUCGGAAAGUAGCGUUUGGGGAUCAAGAACGAGCCUAAAUAAAGCCGACAAGGAUAUGACAAACAGCUCGACGAUAGCUCUUCAAGUACCCGAACCUGCGGAGAAGGAGAUUGGUGAGCAAAAAACUGAAGACAGACCCCCAAUUCCCAUAUUCCCACAAGUUAUUGUAGAACCACCUUCGCCUGUGAUAGACGAGCAAAUUCGAGCCGAUCGAAUUGAAAAACUCGAAGUUACGUUAAGUUCAGAUUACGACUUACAAAAUUUGUGUUCAAAAAAUGAUCACCUGUCGAGUCCGAACAGUUCAAACUCUAAUCUCCUCGGUGGCGAAGAUCAAGUGCAAUAUUUGAGCUGUUCCCCCGCGGCUACACGAAGAAUAUCCUGCUGCAGUUUAUUAAAUCCGGCAGAAUCCGCAGCAUUGGCUGCUACUGCCGCGGCUACCAGUAGGUUCUACUCGGAUAUGGAAAAGAAAGAGAAAAGGGAGGAAAAUUCAAAGAAAAAUAGGAAACUUCCUAUAAUUAAUCCCUUGGUGCGAUUGCCGGCAUGGCCUAACGUUAGCACUGGUGCGGGUUUUAUAAGUAAAUGUCUUCUAGCCAAUGCGGAUACGUUAUGUGCCGCUGUCGGCCCUCUUAUGGAUCCGGACGAGUCGCUAAUGGAAGGGUUUUUCGAACGUUGCGUGAUGAAUAACUAUUUUGGAAUAGGCAUCGACGCUAAAAUUUCGUUAGAUUUUCAUCAUAAGCGCGAGGAGCACCCGGAAAAAUGUCGAUCUAGAGCUAAAAACUAUAUGUGGUACGGUGUGCUGGGCAGCAAACAGUUUUUGCAAAAGACGUACAAAAAUUUGGGACAAAGAGUUCAAUUAGAGUGCGAUGGUCAAAGAAUUCCGCUGCCCAGUUUGCAAGGGAUUGUUAUUUUGAAUAUUCCUAGUUUUAUGGGGGGAACCAAUUUUUGGGGGGGCUCCAAAGAGGAUGACAUUUUCUUGGCGCCUUCGUUUGAUGACAAAAUACUGGAGGUGGUAGCAGUGUUUGGGUCCGUGCAAAUGGCUGCCUCUCGUUUGAUCAACCUCCAACAUCAUCGCAUUGCGCAGUGUCAAAGUAUUCAAAUCAACAUAUUAGGUGACGAAGGGGUGCCAAUUCAAGUUGAUGGAGAGGCAUGGGUGCAACCGCCUGGUAUAAUAAGAAUUUUGCAUAAAAAUCGCAUGCAAAUGUUAUGUCGUAAUCGGGCUCUUGAAUCCUCACUAAAAACCUGGGAGGAGAAGCAGAGACAGAGCAUUGCAAUUCAAGAAAAACGUAACUCAAUAUCUCACGACAAAGGCCGAUACAGCCUCACACGUCAAAGUAUGCCUGUGCACGAGAAUAAAUCUCUGCUAACAGUUCCCCGUGAUAAACGGCAGCACUCAUUUAGUGGUGUGGUACCCGUGCUUGAAAGGUCCCCAUCCAUACUCAUGGAAAAGCGUCCCAGUAUGAUCGAGCCGGAAAUUCUGUUCACCGACGAAGAAAGAUUCCUACUGAUCAGUUUUAUAGAAUGCGCCACUAAUCUGACGAAGUGGAUUAAGCUUCUCGCCAUCAGUUAUACGUUGGAGGUUGAUUUAUACUCGCAUGCCACCAAAACGGACUUGUGCCUCGAGAAAAUUCAUCCAAACGGAAAGAUCAUAGAAGGGCCCAGUUUAAGGGUCCAGUUUACCAAACUAGUUGGUGUAGUAAAAGAAUUGUAUGAAGAAAGCUGCUGUCUUUUGCACGAUCGCGGUCACAAGUUAAAAUUAAGGGAGGAUUUAGAAAAUAAGCUUAGUAUGAGCUUGGCCAAUAUGGAAAUGGAAUUAAGAAAAUGUUUUAUGUAUGAAUCAACUACUGGAAGUAUGGUUUAUUUGCAGGUCAUUCAGGAAGAUCAUGGCGAAAGGAAACGAAAAGGUUUGUUCUGGUUGAAAUUCCGUACCAGAGGAGUUGGAUCGUUCGGCCAGCAGCAGUCAUCGUGUAAAACUGCCAGAGAUGUGGCCUCGUGGGGAACGCAGGAGGUAGCAACGUGGCUAGAAACCUUGCAAUUAUCGGAGUACAUUGACAGUUUUGUUAAGAAUGAUAUUAGGGGUAGAGAAUUGCUGGGUCUUGCUCGAAGAGAUCUAAAAGAUUUAGGGGUAACAAAAGUAGGUCACGUGAAGAGAAUCCUACAAGCCAUUAAGGAUUUGACACAAAGUAAUUAACUCUCCAUUCCCCGCGUACACACUUAAUCAGAUUAUUUUCCUACAACCCAAUGGUCCUACGGCCACACCAUUAUACGUUAUCCAUUUUAAGAGUUUAAAAUUUGCUGUGAUUUUAAAUUAUAUAAUAUAUAAGAAGGAUUUAGAUAGUUACAUGUGUUAAACCUCUUAUCAAUUAAUCUUAUUAACUUCAGUUAAUUGAAUACGCUUAUACGUGAAGCCUUCAAGGCGCUAAAUUAAUAGUAUUACUAUCAAUAAACUCUUCUUAAGAAGUGAAUAUUUUAACUCAUAUUCUAAACUCAAAGCAAUUGUCUAUUCCUAGCAAUACCUUUACCUAACUGUUUUUUCUAACUUGUUCAUCACGUCACUAAUUUUGUCUUCGUCUCGUUUAAUAUUUAAAAAAACUACAUGCCCAAACAAAGUAUGAGUACGCAUACUUAGGUACACAUUCACUGCACUUUUCAAACGGGUGUACGUCACAAACAAUUCGGGAGUAUCAAUGGCUCCUUGAACAUUCAAAAAUUGUACAGUCAUAAGAACCCUACAUUUGUUCAUUAGUACUGCCAAGCUUUGCCAUUUUUCCAUACUUUCUUGCGUUUGAAAGAGAAUUCCAAAUGUAUGGUGUCAGUAGGUGUCUACCCCUAAAUCACUGGACUGUCUGACAAUCUUUAACACAUAAUAUCGAUGCAAAUGUAGUAUACAAAGUAUACUGCGACCAAAGUGACCUUACUACUACUGCUUUAUUUUGCAUUACGUAAAAGUGCCGUCAUUCAACUUUUUCGUUACAUCAGCGUUAAUUGUAGAAUGUGUACUUAAUUGCCAUUGCUACUCGGGGGGGGUACAAAAUUAUAGUAGCUAAAUAAUCAAGUUAGUAACCACAAUUUUCAUUCUUCUCUCUGAUAAAUUUCAGGCAAUGUGUCUAUUACACAUCUUCAAUAAGACAUUUGCUAGUCCCAUUGUUGAUGAAAGGAAGAGAUUUGAAUCGAACUUACUGAGCAGCAACUACACCUAUGAACUAAGUAUUAUUCGUUUAAAAAAGUGUGGCUAAUAUCCUGUUGGGCAUCCAAAAUCUGAAAUGGGUUUAAAUUGUAAAAAAAAGCUGUUUAUUUUCUUCAUAUGUAGAAGAGCUACAAUUGGAAAACACUCCAAACUGGAUGGUAACAUUUGUGGCAAUCCUUUUGAAUCGCAAAUCAAUGAAGUGAUUUUUCGUUUUAAGCCAAUACUUAACUGUCAUUAGACUCUGAGGCGUCCUCGUAUUCCUAACUCGGAGUUAGCUAAAACGUAAGACAUGCCGCUUUAUCCCAACCUUUGUAGUUAAGCCUACAAGGUAUAAUGGAAUUCUACAUCUAUCAAAUUGUGAAACUUCAUUACUUGAUUGGGUAACACUGUACUGAUUAUACAUUUUGGCUAUGUUGAAAAGGAUGCCUCUUAACAAACUCUUAUACUGGAAAAGUUCUGGCAGUAUUCUGCAUAACAUAACUACCAUCCUCCCCAAAAAUUCUAAAUGUAUCAUACCAAUACACACAAUGAAGUACUGGCAUUGAUAAUCAUUGUACAUUGCCUUCUAGACGUUAGCCAUUACCAAUCAUUUGCUUGCUUAGUAAGUAGAUAAAAGUAUAGAGGUAUUAGUAUUAGUGAUAUUAUUAAACUGUUUUAACGUUGGUAAUAGAUCGUAGUCAAUUAUUGCGUGUUGUUUUGUAAAAAUUCAAUAUCAAUUAUCAUCAUUUUAUCCCCACAGUUAUUUCGUAAUUCUGUGAUAAGUACAAUUACGUCAUUCUCCAGUUGGCUUGGUAAUACGCAGGAUUAUCCUGGUAAUACUGAAACAUAUCCAUAUUAAUCGUGGUCAUACUUCCUUCUUUCUUCUUUCGGCAUCUUUCUUGACACAUGUCUCAUGCAACUAGAUUAAAAUCAUCCACUCGUUGUAAGCAUAUAUCUUAUGAAAACCAUUCAAAGGUUUUUAUAUUUGUUAUACCUAUGAAUAAAAUACAAAUAUAUAAACUGUUAAUUGUUUGAUAUUAUUUCGGAAUCUCUUUAUCUAAGAUAUUGUUGACACUUUUCAUUGUUGUAACAAUGUUUAUAUUAUCAGAGUAAUAUAUUAUAUUUAGUAUAUGCACGUACUCGUGAAACAUAUUUGUAGUUAUAGGAAACAUCAAGAUUAGUUGUAAGUUAACAUUUAGCACCCUCAUUGAUUAUACAGGGCGUUAUAUCUUAGAUUCAUUCUUUUCGGAAAAAAAAACGACCAUAUGCGACCAAAAAUACCCGUAAAUACCUACAUACAAAGAAUGUACAUGAUAUUGGCUAUGAAAAAA